UGAUGUCCCGUCUGCCGGGCAGCAGCAGGACAACGUGCGGGACCACUGGCACCUUUUUGUCGGCUUGUCUGGUCUCCGCUUGUCAAGCCCUUCGGAAUUGCGGGGAGGUCCAGUGCGGCGACGGCCACCAGUGCUGUCCGCCCAUCGUCACCGGGAACGGCAGUGCCAGCUCCGCGGUGCGCUGCUGCAAGCUCCCCAUCCACAUAUUCUUCGACAAUGUUGGCUGGUUUACGCGGAAGCUGUCGGGCAUCCUGAUCCUGUUACUGCUUUUCGCCAUGGGCUACUUUAUUCAGCGGAUCAUCUGCCCGCGGCCCCGCCGUCUCCCGCACAAUGACCGCAGCGAGGAGCCCUCCCUCUUUCACGGGCACGCGUCGGCGUCCCAGGACUCCCUGCUGGACCGGUACCCCGAAUACAGCCUCGGGGACUUCGCUUCUCCGAACCUGCCCGCAUACGAUGAGGUCAAAAAUUUGCCCACAUAUGAGGAGAGCAUGCAGGAGAUGCACAGAGACCGGUCCGAUGAUAACUUGCUGUCGGAAAACGAGAGGGGUGGUCAGGGCAGGGUGAGAGCGGCCGGACCGAGAGCCGGAGACCAGAGACGGGAUGUCCUGGAGGUAUCAGGACCGCAACACAGCCCGAGGACAUGUCGGAACUCUGUCUGAGAUUGGGAAAAGCUGCAGAGACAAUAUGGCAUUCUUAUUUUAAUAGAAUCAGGGUAAUUAUCUUGCAGAGAUAUAAACUGAAGUGCAAUUAUAAUCCUGAAUGUUAAGAAUAAAGGAGGAGGCUGAGAAAAUGCACGUGUUUUGUAAGAUUAUAGGGGAUUACUCGCUUUUUGUAUGCAAAUGGCCGCUUGGGUUAAGUAAAUGAGAUUAUGAAGAAAGCGAAGGCGGCUGAAAUUGACGCUCUUUGUGAUCUGGACAGCUAAUUUGGCUCCGGUACAAUCGCAUUAAGUUUUACUUAAGCACCUCAAUUUAAAGUGGCACCGUGAGACAGUCUUUCUUCUGUCAAAUUCUCGUCCUUUCUUAGUCUUAAUGCUAAGUAUUCUGCUGGACCUGAAAGACCUCCUUUUCUUUUAUUUAUUCCUCAUUGCAUUUGCAUCCAAAAGGAAGACUAUAUAUUGUUUCUCAGUAACCUGAAAUGUGGGCUGAAAGAGGGAGGGAAGGGAUGAGUAUCAAUUGUAAUAGUUUCUGCAGCACACAUUUUGUUUUUAUCAGCCAGCUUUAGAGCCAGUUCAUUUUAUAUUUUAUCAGUAUCAAAGCAGUAUUUUUCCAAACUGACUCACACACAUGCACAUAUCGGUGGGGGCUGAGAGAUGAGCAUUGUAUCAGUGACCUGAGCCAUGUCUGAUAUGCCUAAAGCUGUAGCCACAGAAGAGAAAUGCUAUUUUUAAAAAUGCUGGGAUCCUGCUGCCCGAGGCUAGUAUCAGUGACUCCCAGGUUCUGAAUUCAAUAAAAGCAAUGGCAGAUAAUACAGCUGGCAUACUGAUAUGGCUUAAAGUUGUGUUUUGAUGACAGCAUGUCAGACAACAUCACAACUGCUGCCAACGCAGAACUAACACUGUAAAGCUCAGACCAAGCAAAGGAAAAGACAAAGGGACAUUUAACAGGAAACAAGGGUGGGACAAAAACAUUAUUUAUUAUUAAUAUUUCUUUGUUCUGGGAGUGGUCUGAGAAUACCUAGAAAUCUACUUGUAGUAUGUUUACCUUAUGUGUGUAACUGCCCCCUGUUCAUUUGCAUUUCUGAUUAAUGACACAAGAAAUGUCUUCUUGCUGUUAUUGAAAACCAAGCUGACACCACACACACCUCAUUACACCAGGCUUAAUGGCCUGUUUACCUGGAUUAACGCUAAAGGUGUAUUUGCUAUAAACUGUCCAUUAAAAUGCCUCAAUUAUGUAACAAUAUUGAAAAAAAGCACAUUUGUCAUUGUCACUUUACUUCGACAUUAGCUGGGUGUGUGGUAAACAGUCACGCUUGCCAUACCUCUCUCCAGCACAGACUUGAAGCAAUGUUAGCACAUCAUUAGUAACAGGCGAAAAGAGAAGAAAGGUAAAUUACAAGAACAAAUAACAUGCCAAUCAUUAUCACAGUCAGAAAUGUUCUCCAUUGGUUCCCAGACCCCAAGAUGACAUUUUCAAAUGCUCAUAAUGAUGUUUAGUUUACCAUAGGAGGCUCGCAAAACUUGCAAAAAUACACAUUUUAGGGGCUGGAAGAAAUAAAAAAAUUGUUUAAAUGUGGCUUAAAAAACGAUGAACAGUGUGAAUGACAAGAAUCAAUCAAUUCUCAAUCUUAAUCAAUUAACAAAAUAUUUUGCAUUUGCACUUAUUUACCUGUCCUGAAUGAGAACGUGUUAGUAUAUAAACUGUGGAGCUUUGUUUAUCUGUCCUGUCUUUAAUGGUUAUCUACUUGUGCCUCACUAGCUGUAAAGCACCCAGUGACCUUCACCUUAUUAAAUGAACUAUCUGCCAUCAGAAAGACCAAUAAAUACUGUUAGUACAGGCAUUGGAUAAAAGGACUGUUAUUCACCACAAUAAGUAAAACUUCAAUUUCCGUCAGGUUUAGCUAUUAAGGUAUGGAAGAUGUUGUUGCUAAAGCAUCUGAAUGUGCAAAC
Molecule: messenger RNA, 2605 nt
Organism: Anarrhichthys ocellatus (wolf-eel)
Lineage: Eukaryota; Metazoa; Chordata; Actinopteri; Perciformes; Anarhichadidae
Gene: c15h3orf80
Product: chromosome 15 C3orf80 homolog
Exons: 1
Coding region: 3-659 (218 amino acids)
Source: RefSeq, a predicted model, not a curated record